CUCCCUCCCACCCUCCUUCCCCCUCCCUCCCUCCCCUGUGCCCUGCCCACCCCGGCGGUCUCUUCUCCAGCCCUGCCAGAGCCAAUCCGCGACUGGGUGUAAGUAGGGCAAGCCGCUUCCUGGUUCUCAGAAAGAAGGAGCCUGGAGUUGGAGUGGACCAACAGAGGCAGCAGCAGCACACAGGGGGGGAUAGCAGCGCAGAGAGCCGGCGGUCUGCAGGGAAGACCCGCAACACGACAAACGCUGACCCACGAAAGAUUAAAAACCUCCCGGCUGUCGAGCAGAGGACGAGAGGAGCGGCGCUCCCCGGUAGAAAAGAAAAGACAAGAGCAGGGAGGAUAAAAAGAAGAAGAAGAAGUAGAAGAAGUAGGCAGGGUGGGACGGAAUAAUCCAGGAAGUGUGGAGGCCGGUCAGGUGGGAGGCGACGAGUCUGAACAGGUGACACACCGGCACUCAGGUGUAUGACCUCUGCUGACCUCCAAGCAAAGGACCAAAGGGGAGGGGGAAGAGCAAGAGGCCGAAGACAGCAGGCACCCAUCUUCUCCUGGGUUUAUGGACCGGAGGUGGCAAUGUCUCCAGGAGAGGACGGCCUGAUUGGGAUCCCCUUCCCGGAGCAUAGCAACGAGCUCUUGUCCCACCUCAAUGACCAGAGGAGGACAGGACUCCUGUGUGACCUCACCCUCAUGUCCCGCGGGGCUCGCUACCCAACUCAUCGCUCCGUCAUGGCUGCCGUCAGUCUCUACUUCCGCCGGCUGUUCGGGGGAGAGGAGGGAGGUGGCGAGGGCGGAGGAGGUUUCAGUGUGUGUCAGCUGGACUUCGUGGCCCCCGACGCCCUGGACGCCCUGCUAGAGUUCGCCUAUACCGCUACCCUGACCAUCCCCAGCUCUGGGAUGAGAGAUGUGCUGCGAGGGGCUCAGUUUCUGGGAAUCCAGUGUGUGGCUGACGCUUGCAGAGAUAUCCUGGGGGAGAAGGCAGAGGGGGAGACAGCGGAAGAACAGAGAGCCCAACGCACAGCUACAGAGAGGAUGGCAGUGGGGGACACCGUGGUGGAAAGAGGGUCCCGAAGAAAAACAGACAGAAAGAAGAUGAAAAAAGUUGGGUUGAAUCACAUCAACUCCUCGUUUUUUAACCCACCACCUGCUUCUCCUGUCUCACACCCUUCGCCUGCAUCCGACAGCUUCCGCUCUCUGCCGUCGACCCAGCCUCCCAGCCCCGAACACAGGCAGAACGGAGAUCCAAGGGCCAUCAAAAGGCCAGGCAGAGGGCCCACAAUAAAUGGAGGACCCCAUCCCUGGCUGCAGGAGCACCCCCAUAUAGCCAACCAACCUCCUGUCCCACCCUUGAAUGACAAGCUGUCAGAAGAGGAGGACUUGGAGAGUUUUGGCGAUGAUGGUAAGCUGAUGGAGAGCACCUCCAUACCUACCUCUAUAGCUGAUCGAGGAGCAGCAGCAACGGCAGCAGGAGCAGGGAGGAAGAGGAAGUCUCAAACACCUCAGCAGUGCCCCGUCUGUCAGAAGAUCAUCCAUGGAGCAGGAAAACUGCCCCGACACAUGAGGACACACACCGGGGAGAAGCCCUUUCAGUGCUCCGCAUGUGGAGUCCGUUUUACACGGAAUGAUAAGUUGAAGAUCCACAUGAGGAAACACACAGGCGAGCGCCCUUAUCCCUGCCCGCACUGCCCUGCCCGGUUUCUCCACUCAUACGACCUCAAAAACCACCUGUCCCUCCACAGUGGGGCGAGACCCUUCGAGUGCCCGCUCUGCCACAAGGCCUUCGCCCGAGAGGAUCAUCUCCAGCGUCACCGCAAGGGACACAGCUGCCUGGAGCUGCGCACACGCCGACCCAGACAUGGGGCAGAGCUCGGGGAGGAUGAUGGAGGGGAAGCCAGCGGGAGGGAGCAGGUCAACCCUCUGGAGGCUUUACAGGCCCACUCCUCUGCAUUCUCCCAUCGCAGUUUGCUGGAGGCUGGGAGUGGGUCUGGUGCCAGCCCCCAGCUGAUAUUUGAAGGUGACGUCGAAAGGGAGGUCGAGAGGGAGCGGUCUCUCGCCCUUCAGGCUUUGGCUCACAUCGGGCACCACAGGCUGGCUGGCUUCCCUGAGCUCUUCCUGAGAAGUCUGGAGCUUCGAACGGGCAGAGAUGCAGAGGGAGAAGAUCCAGGAGGAACCCCUUCACCCACCGCACAGCGUGACCAAUGGGCUGACGAAAUUGAAGAGGAAAUUGGAGAAGAGGAAGCGGAAGAAGAGGAAUAGUGAAAAGAAAUUGUGUGUCUGUGUGUGUGUCUGUGUGUGUGUGUGUGUGUGUGUGUGUGUGUGUGUGUGUGUGUGUGUGUGUGCGCGUGUGUGGUAAAGCAUCCACAGAAAAAAAAAAUCUCACUCAGGUGGUUGGACUAAUGACCUGCUGCUCCGAUAUAGAGAGCGCUUAUAAAAUAAAUACAACUAAAUGAUGUUAAAAGAAAAAAAAUUGAAAACGGGUUUUCUUAGAUAUUUUAAAUGUUUGUCUUCUGGCUCCUGGCAUUUUUAUUUUCAUUUGUCUUUAAGUUUUGAUUUUUCGUUUGUUGUUUUAAUUUUGUGUUUCAGUUUGAUUAGAUUUUUCUAGUUGAACAUGCCUGUGUUGAGUGUUUGGUGACUGGGAUGCUAUGGGACACUAUGCAAACUAAAAUCAAGAGCUGCGACAUGAAGGGAUAUUUAAAGAUGUUUAUUUUAGUUACAAUAUAAAUGUAUUGAUUCAGGUGCGAUUCAGAAGUCACGUCACCUAGAUCACAAGAGUUUGUAUUCUCACUUUCCUCUGGUGGUAAUCAGAGGAAAUGCAGUCGAAUAUUAAUCAAACUGUUGGGUACGUUCUAAGCAAUAAUGUUUGUUCUGUCUUUUCUUAUUUGUGGUAAUCUAUGCUUGGAUUUGGUGCUUGAACCAAAGAUUUUCAGUUGAACUGUUUUCUUUACAGGAGAGGAGAGAGGUGAACUGUAGCCAAUGUUGGGUUUGAAGAGAAGACUCUUCCCAACUGUUUUGAAAGCCAUGAGAAAAGAUUUGCUUCCAUGUUUGAGUGUUUCAGAGCCGUAGAGCUCUGUGUUAAAUGCCUGACCAAAAGAGACAAAGUCUUGGUCAAACAGUUGAUUUUGAUUAUGUUGAAGACGAUUCUUCUUUUUCCAGAGGCCGUGGAUUUCAGUCUUCCAAUGCACUCAUAUAUUUUCCUCGUUUUGAAAAAAAUAGCAAUGGGGCGAAAAGGAGAUUGAGAUGGCGUUCCCUUUUUCUGUACUUAUUUAUUUAUUGUUAUUUAUUAUGGAUCUUCUGCUAACACUUAUAAGUGAGACCAAAUUCAAGCGUGGCACACAGAUCACAAAGUCUUACAAGAAGCUGCAUUGUGCUUAAGAUUUUGACUCAACAUCUCCGUACAAGUUUACGCAUUUUUUAUGGGCUGCGUGUCUUCUUUUGGCAAAUCUUCCUCGAAUGCAUUCUUUGCACAUUUAACCCCAUCAGGUACUGCAAUAAUACAGGCACAUUCCAUCCUCCCGGGGAGAGAGAAGGGAACAGAGGUCAGGGGGUUCAAAACCUUCCAUGUAACUUCAACACAAAAUUACUCUGCUGUUGGAUGUUUGAUGUUUGUGUAACAUAUAUAGUACUGACUCAAAUGUUGACAUGGCAGUUCUUACAGAUCAGCCACCGCUGUGUGUAAAGGGGCCAUUAUCCUUUGAGUUAAUCUAUCUUCGACCAAAAAAACCUUUUAAGUUUCUUCAUGCUUUUCCUGGACCAGUACAUUAAGGCCUUUCGCAAAGUGUAAGGCAAUCAUUAAUGGCUUUGAGCAACGGCAGUCUUUUCAUUUCCAAUUCUCUCCAUGUAGUCAGAACCUGUGCUGGUCUGGCCUUGUGUGCACUAUCUGCUCCUUGUUGCGUAGUAAAUCUUUGUUUAUUUCCAGUUUAUUUGCACGAUGAGAUUUGACAGCUUUAAGUCUGAUUGUUUGACCUGCAAUGUCUAGUCCAUUAACUCACACGAUACCAUUUAAGAUUGUAAUUGAAAUUUUCUUUAAAACCUGCAUAAGUUGAAUAUUCUUCCUCCUGCAUACUAGUACAGAGUUAUAGUCAAUAUAAUAUAUGUUGGGAUAAAGUUGCCUUAGAUAUAAUUUUUUUUGUGCUGCAACUACUCUCAGGAAAUCUUGAGCAAUGCACUAAGUGAUUAUACGAAAUAUAAAAUGGGAAGACAUUGUUUGGUGCUGCAGGGUGAUUGACACACUUCAUGUAAAUGUAAGGCCAGUAGUUUCAAAAUAGGACAUUUUGUAUCAUUUGAUGGUUGAAACCCAAAUUAAUUUAACCUAUUGUGAAAAAGAAAUAGGUAAAUAAUAGCAGUGACGGUAAACUACUGGCCUUACUGGAACCAGUCCUACUGGAAAUGCAGUAUGACAGUUGGUCCUGUUCUUGAAGGGUGUUGGUGCUCCCUCUCAUGUGAAUGAAAGAGGGUUAACUGAUGCCAGCUGUGAAGUGCACGUUUUCUAUGUGAGCUGUAUGUUUUCUCGGCUUCGGUGAAGGGACACGGGGUCCGGUCUGUGUAGAGACCCCGCUAUCAGGGAUACAUUUUUGUCUUUCAGUCUUUAGUGGAACCUUCUCAUAGAUAUUGAUUAAUUUCCCAUCAUUUGUUUCAGUUAAUGUAAAGAAAAUAAAUAAACAUAUCUAAGCUUGA
Messenger RNA from Eleginops maclovinus (Patagonian blennie), 4667 nucleotides. RefSeq names its product zinc finger and BTB domain containing 7B (gene zbtb7b). Gene Ontology annotation, biological process: positive regulation of gene expression; regulation of transcription by RNA polymerase II. Bases 462 to 2249 code for a protein of 595 amino acids. The record is from RefSeq and is a predicted model, not a curated record. NCBI's taxonomy places the organism in Eukaryota, Metazoa, Chordata, Actinopteri, Perciformes, Eleginopidae. Gene Ontology annotation, molecular function: protein binding; RNA polymerase II cis-regulatory region sequence-specific DNA binding; DNA-binding transcription factor activity, RNA polymerase II-specific. The transcript is spliced from 4 exons.